AUGCAGAUCUUCCCUCUUGCCACCCUGGCCGUAAGCCUCUUGGCGGCCACGGCGUCCGCGCAGAGCAAGGUUAAGGUGAUGCUGCUUGGCGACUCCAUCACCGAGAUCUCCUGCUGGCGGCCCAAGGUUUGGAGUCAGCUCUCCUCGGCCGGGCUCGGGAACAGCGUCGACCUUGUGGGCAGCAUGACGAGCCUCCAGGGCAAGUGCGGCAACCCGCCGGCCGGGUUCGACCGCAACCACGAGGGCCACUCGGGCUGGCAGGCCUACGACAUUGCGCGCAGCAACAUCGCCAGCUGGGUCAACACGUACAAGCCCGACGUCCUCCAGUUCAUGCUGGGCACCAACGACGUCAAUAUUGGCAAGCGCAACGUGCAGACCAUCCUCGACUCCUACACGACCAUUGUCAACGCGGCGCGGAGCGCGAACCCCAAGGUCAAGAUUGUCAUCGACAAGAUGAUUCCCACACGCUGGAGCGAUGCCACCAUCGAGUCGGUCAACAGCGCGAUCCCGAACUGGGCGUCGCAGCGCAGCACGUCAGCGUCGCCCAUUACCGUGGCUGACUGCUCACGCGCCGCAGGCUUCACCAACAACAUGCUGGAGAGCGACGGCGUGCACCCCAACGGCCAGGGAGACGACUUUAUCGCCAAGCAGAUCGGGCCCAAGCUGAUUCAGGCCAUCAAUGCUGCGCGCACUCUGUAA
This is a messenger RNA of Gaeumannomyces tritici R3-111a-1, 699 nucleotides long. RefSeq lists its product as hypothetical. The transcript is spliced from 2 exons. NCBI's taxonomy places the organism in Eukaryota, Fungi, Ascomycota, Sordariomycetes, Magnaporthales, Magnaporthaceae. The record is from RefSeq and is a predicted model, not a curated record. Gene Ontology annotation, molecular function: phosphatidylcholine lysophospholipase A1 activity. Bases 1 to 699 code for a protein of 232 amino acids.